AUGCCACGGCCGCCGCCGCCGCCGCCACUGCCCCCAACCCCACCAAAACCUACCAACGCCAGGGCCCAACGAAAGCCCAACAGGCUAAGGAAGGAGCUCGCGGUAUUUCUAGGCGAGUUCAUUGGGACCUUCAUGUUCCUGUUCCUUGCUUUCGCGGGAACGCAGAUCGCUCUGCAGUCUGCUACGAUCAACCCGUUCAUAUUCUCCGAGCAGGCGGAGCCGCCCGAAGUCCUGAAGCUGAUAUACGUUGCUUUUGCGUUUGGAGCGGCUCUGGCCAUCACUGCGGCGAUCUUUGCCGACGUUAGUGGUGGGAUGUUCAACCCGGCAGUAACAACAGCCCUCUGGCUAGUCCGCUCCAUCCGCUGGCCUCGCGCCCUCCACUCCAUCCUCGCCCAAAUCCUAGCCUCCAUAUGCGCCUCCUUCACUGUAGCUCUCAUGCUUCCCGGGACCUUGAAAGUCACCACCUCCCCGGGAACCUCCGUAUCUCUCGUCCAAGCACUCCUUCUGGAAACCUUCCUGACCACCCAGUUAAUCAUCACUAUUCUCAUGCUCCCGCCUGGCGCCUCAAAGCCAAUGUAUAUCGGCACAGCAUUGUUCGUGGCAGAGCUAGCGGGUGUUUAUUCCACAGGCGGCAGCUUGAAUCCCGCUAGGAGUGUUGGGCCAGCUGUGGUUGCGGGGUUCCAGACGAAUCAUUGGAUCUAUUGGGUCGGGCCGAUGAUCGGGGCAGGACUGGGUGCGGGGAUUUUUACUCUGGUGAAGAGCGUACAAGGGGAGCGUGUGUGAAGCGAGU
Molecule: messenger RNA, 790 nt
Organism: Trematosphaeria pertusa
Lineage: Eukaryota; Fungi; Ascomycota; Dothideomycetes; Pleosporales; Trematosphaeriaceae
Product: aquaporin-like protein
Exons: 2
Coding region: 1-783 (260 amino acids)
Biological process (GO): transmembrane transport
Cellular component (GO): plasma membrane
Molecular function (GO): water channel activity
Source: RefSeq, a predicted model, not a curated record